Brassica napus (rape) is the source of this 1528-nucleotide messenger RNA. RefSeq names its product glycine-rich cell wall structural protein 1-like. The transcript has a single exon. The coding region runs from base 206 to 1324 and encodes 372 amino acids. Lineage: Eukaryota; Viridiplantae; Streptophyta; Magnoliopsida; Brassicales; Brassicaceae. The record is from RefSeq and is a predicted model, not a curated record.
UUCCCGGCAAUGGCCCAACGGCCCCAAACGCGUAGAACGUAACAUGCAUGGGGAUCCAUAUUAAUGGCUUCUUCAUCCACUUGCUUAUUAAUGUUUACCACUCUUAAGAUUCAUCUAUCUACUAUAAAAGGCAAUGUUUAGUUCCAGUACCUGAUACUACAGGAAAAAAAAAGAGAGGAGACAUUACAGUUUCUUUCUCUUAGGGAUGGAACUCGAGAGUGUUACAUGUUUGAUUCUUUUUUUAGUUUUGCUUAACUUGAGUGUGGAAUGUGUUCUUGGGGAUGGGUCUGUGGUGGGUCCUGUGAGGUAUAGGGACGAUGAUUGUAGGUGGGGUCGGAGGUGUGGUGGACGUGGCCGGUUUGGACGCGGUGGUGGUGGAGGUUUUGGAGGAGGUGGAGGUAGAGGUGGUGGUGGCGGAAUUGGGGGUGGUGCAGGGAACGGUGGAGGUUUUGGAGCUGGCGGUGGAAUUGGUGGCGGAGCGGGAGGGGGAGUUGGUGGUGGAGGUGGAGCUGGUGGCGGUGGAGGAGGAGGUAUUGGUGGUGGCUCAGGUCAUGGCGGAGGAUUUGGAGCGGGAGGAGGAGUUGGUGGAGGAGCUGGUGGGGGAAUUGGUGGUGGAGGUGGAGCUGGUGGCGGUGGAGGUGGGGGUACUGGAGGAGGUUCCGGCCAUGGUGGUGGGUUUGGAGCUGGAGGAGGAGUUGGUGGCGGAGCCGGUGGAGGAUUAGGUGGUGGAGGUGGAGCUGGUGGUGGUGGAGGAGGAGGUGUUGGAGGUGGUUCCGGCCAUGGUGGCGGAUUUGGAGCUGGAGGAGGAAUUGGUGGCGGAGCUGGAGGAGGAAUCGGGGGUGGAGGUGGUGCUGGUGGAGGCGGAGGUAUUGGCGGUGGUUCCGGUCACGGCGGUGGAUUUGGAGCAGGUGGAGGUGUUGGUGGUGGGGUUGGUGCAGGUGGAGGAGUUGGUGGUGGUGGAGGAGCUGGCGGGGGUGGAGGCGGUGGUGUUGGGGGAGGAUCCGGCCAUGGUGGUGGAUUUGGAGCGGGAGGAGGAAUCGGUGGUGGUGGAGGUGGUGGCGGCGGUGGAGGCGGCGGUGGUGCUGGUGGUGGAUCUGGUCAUGGUGGUGGUUUUGGAGCUGGAGGGGGAGUUGGUGGUGGAGCGGGAGGAGUUGGGGGAGGCGGUGGUCUAGGUGGUGGUGGCGGCGCUGGUGGAGGUCAUGGGAUAGGACAUGGCGGAGGAGGAGGCUUUGGGAUUGGAAUAGGAAUCGGUGUUGGGGUUGGUGGAGGCUCCGGUCAAGGGUUUGGCAGCGGAAGCGGUAGUGCCGGUGGCGGACACCGUUAAUCAGAGCUCUUAUUAACACUCGCGUUUUAGUGCACUCGACAGUUCAACUACUACGACGUCGACGUACUUGUGAUUCUACUUUUGUCAUGCAUGAAAACAAAGCAAAAUGUAUGCUAAAUCAUUUUUCAUUUCAAGAUGUGUUUUCUUUUAUUUUUGUGUAAGAAUGUUUUGGGAAAACCAAUAAAAAUAUUGAAUAUGGAUUAA